Saccharomyces cerevisiae S288C is the source of this 4437-nucleotide messenger RNA. RefSeq names its product mitogen-activated protein kinase kinase kinase BCK1 (gene BCK1). Gene Ontology annotation, cellular component: cytoplasm. The transcript has a single exon. The record is from RefSeq and is marked reviewed. Bases 1 to 4437 code for a protein of 1478 amino acids. Gene Ontology annotation, molecular function: ATP binding; protein kinase activity; protein serine kinase activity. NCBI's taxonomy places the organism in Eukaryota, Fungi, Ascomycota, Saccharomycetes, Saccharomycetales, Saccharomycetaceae.
AUGCCCUUUUUGAGGAAAAUAGCGGGGACAGCACAUACACAUUCUAGGUCUGAUUCGAACUCAUCUGUGAAAUUCGGCCAUCAGCCGACUAGUUCGGUAGCAUCAACCAAAAGUUCAAGCAAAAGCCCUCGUGCAACAUCUCGCAAAAGCAUUUAUGAUGAUAUUAGAAGCCAAUUUCCCAACCUAACCCCCAACUCUACCUCUUCUCAGUUUUACGAAAGCACGCCAGUUAUCGAACAAUCCUUUAAUUGGACGACAGAUGACCACAUCUCAGCUGGAACGCUUGAAAACCCAACGAGCUUUACAAACAGUUCUUAUAAAAAUGACAAUGGACCUAGUAGCCUCUCUGAUUCGAGGAAAUCCUCCGGUGGCAAUAGCGUAAAUAGUUUGUCCUUUGACAAGCUAAUUCUAUCGUGGGAUCCUACAGACCCUGAUGAAUGGACAAUGCAUCGCGUCACCUCAUGGUUUAAAUUUCAUGAUUUUCCAGAAUCCUGGAUAUUGUUUUUCAAAAAGCAUCAAUUGUUUGGUCACAGAUUUAUAAAGUUGCUUGCAUAUGAUAAUUUCGCUGUUUAUGAAAAGUAUUUGCCGCAGACUAAAACUGCUUCAUAUACCAGGUUUCAGCAGUUAUUGAAAAAAACAAUGACCAAGAACGUAACAAAUAGCCAUAUUCGUCAGAAGAGCGCUAGCAAACUUAAAAGUUCCAGGUCUUCCAGCGAAUCGAUCAAAUCAAAAUUAAAAAAUAGUAAAUCGCAAGAGGAUAUUUCAAAUUCUAGAUCAACGUCAGAAUCUGCAUUGAGCCCAACAAAAUCGGGCCCUUCCAAGACCGAUGAAAAGAAUUUUUUACAUUCUACUUCAACACACCAAAAAACCAAAAGCGCAAGUUCACUAUACAGAAGAAGUUUUAUAUCCCUAAGAGGCUCAUCAUCGAGCAAUGCUUCCUCAGCAAAAUCACCUUCAAACAUCAAGUUAAGUAUACCGGCUCGGCCGCACUCAAUUAUUGAAUCUAACAGUACACUUACCAAAUCGGCGAGCCCACCUGCAUCUCCUUCGUAUCCUAGCAUAUUUAGAAGACAUCACAAAAGUAGUUCAUCUGAGUCGUCAUUAUUAAAUUCCCUUUUUGGUAGUGGAAUAGGCGAGGAAGCUCCAACAAAGCCUAAUCCACAAGGUCAUAGUCUGUCUAGUGAAAAUUUAGCUAAAGGAAAAUCUAAACACUAUGAAACUAAUGUGUCUUCACCUUUAAAACAAUCUUCACUACCCACUUCGGAUGAUAAAGGUAAUUUAUGGAAUAAAUUCAAAAGAAAGAGCCAAAUAGGGGUUCCUAGCCCAAAUACGGUAGCUUAUGUAACGUCUCAAGAAACUCCAUCCUUAAAAUCGAAUUCGAGUACUGCUACCUUAACCGUACAAACGGCAGAUGUAAAUAUACCAUCUCCAUCUUCAUCACCACCGCCAAUACCCAAAACUGCAAACAGAAGUUUGGAGGUCAUCAGCACAGAAGAUACACCUAAAAUUUCUUCAACCACGGCGUCUUUUAAAGAAACGUAUCCUGAUUGUAUUAAUCCAGACAAGACAGUUCCAGUGCCGGUAAAUAAUCAAAAGUAUAGUGUAAAGAACUUUUUACUGGACCAAAAAUUUUAUCCUCUGAAGAAAACAGGGUUAAAUGAUAGUGAGAAUAAAUAUAUUCUGGUUACCAAAGAUAAUGUUAGUUUUGUUCCGCUAAACUUAAAAAGUGUAGCAAAAUUAUCCAGUUUCAAAGAAUCUGCUCUCACAAAAUUGGGAAUCAAUCACAAAAAUGUCACUUUCCAUAUGACAGACUUUGAUUGCGAUAUUGGUGCUGCAAUUCCAGAUGAUACUUUGGAAUUUUUGAAAAAAAGCUUGUUUUUGAACACUUCUGGAAAAAUUUAUAUCAAAGACCAAAUGAAGCUUCAACAAAAACCGAAACCUGCUCCUCUCACCUCAGAAAACAAUGUUCCUUUAAAAUCGGUGAAAAGUAAGAGUUCAAUGAGGUCCGGAACAAGCAGUCUGAUAGCAUCGACAGAUGAUGUUUCCAUUGUCACUUCGUCUUCUGACAUAACAUCAUUUGAUGAACAUGCAUCAGGAAGUGGGCGCAGGUACCCCCAAACCCCGAGUUAUUACUAUGACAGAGUUUCCAAUACUAAUCCAACUGAAGAAUUGAAUUAUUGGAAUAUUAAAGAAGUUCUUUCUCAUGAGGAAAAUGCACCAAAAAUGGUUUUUAAAACAAGUCCAAAAUUAGAACUCAACCUACCAGAUAAAGGAAGUAAAUUAAAUAUUCCUACCCCCAUAACAGAAAAUGAAAGCAAGAGUAGUUUUCAAGUGCUAAGAAAAGAUGAGGGGACUGAAAUUGAUUUCAAUCAUCGUAGGGAAUCGCCUUAUACAAAACCAGAACUGGCACCAAAAAGAGAAGCUCCCAAGCCUCCCGCAAAUACUUCUCCUCAGAGGACCUUAUCAACUUCUAAACAGAAUAAACCGAUCCGCCUAGUGAGGGCAAGUACAAAAAUUUCGAGAAGCAAAAGAUCGAAACCAUUGCCGCCACAAUUAUUAUCAUCUCCUAUAGAAGCUAGCAGCUCGUCUCCUGAUUCGCUUACUUCCUCAUAUACUCCUGCUUCGACUCAUGUUUUGAUACCGCAACCUUAUAAGGGUGCAAACGAUGUUAUGCGUAGGUUGAAAACAGACCAGGACUCGACGAGUACUUCCCCAUCUUUGAAAAUGAAACAGAAAGUGAAUCGCUCAAAUUCAACUGUAUCGACUUCAAAUUCAAUUUUCUAUUCUCCUUCACCAUUGUUAAAAAGAGGUAACUCAAAAAGAGUUGUUUCGUCGACAUCUGCGGCCGAUAUAUUUGAAGAGAAUGACAUAACAUUCGCGGAUGCUCCGCCGAUGUUUGACAGCGAUGAUAGUGAUGACGAUUCUAGUUCAUCCGAUGACAUUAUCUGGUCCAAGAAAAAAACAGCUCCUGAGACUAAUAAUGAAAACAAAAAGGAUGAGAAAAGCGAUAACAGUUCUACGCAUUCUGACGAAAUAUUCUAUGAUUCUCAAACGCAGGACAAAAUGGAGAGAAAGAUGACCUUUAGACCAUCUCCGGAGGUCGUUUAUCAAAAUUUAGAGAAAUUCUUCCCAAGGGCUAACUUAGAUAAGCCAAUCACUGAAGGAAUAGCUUCACCAACAUCUCCGAAAUCCUUAGACAGCCUACUUUCACCAAAGAAUGUGGCUUCAUCGAGAACUGAGCCAAGCACUCCUUCCCGUCCCGUCCCUCCUGAUAGCUCAUACGAGUUCAUACAGGAUGGACUUAACGGUAAAAAUAAACCAUUGAAUCAAGCUAAGACACCUAAAAGAACAAAAACCAUAAGAACCAUUGCACAUGAAGCUAGUUUAGCAAGAAAAAACUCUGUAAAACUAAAAAGACAGAACACCAAAAUGUGGGGUACAAGAAUGGUCGAAGUGACCGAAAACCAUAUGGUGUCAAUUAAUAAAGCCAAAAAUUCGAAAGGUGAGUAUAAGGAAUUCGCCUGGAUGAAGGGUGAAAUGAUAGGGAAGGGAUCUUUCGGUGCUGUUUAUUUAUGUUUAAACGUUACUACAGGUGAGAUGAUGGCCGUUAAGCAGGUUGAGGUCCCCAAGUAUAGCUCACAAAAUGAAGCCAUUCUAAGUACCGUGGAAGCAUUAAGAUCUGAAGUGUCCACGUUAAAAGAUUUAGAUCAUCUUAAUAUUGUUCAAUACUUAGGUUUUGAGAAUAAAAACAAUAUUUACAGUUUGUUUUUAGAAUAUGUUGCUGGUGGCUCCGUGGGAUCCUUGAUUAGAAUGUAUGGAAGAUUCGAUGAACCGUUGAUCAAACAUUUAACAACACAAGUAUUAAAAGGAUUGGCAUACCUACACUCGAAAGGUAUUCUCCACAGGGAUAUGAAGGCAGACAACUUACUUUUGGAUCAAGAUGGUAUCUGCAAAAUCAGUGACUUCGGAAUUUCAAGAAAAUCAAAGGACAUAUACUCUAAUUCGGAUAUGACCAUGCGAGGAACAGUCUUCUGGAUGGCUCCUGAAAUGGUUGAUACAAAGCAAGGCUACAGUGCAAAAGUUGAUAUAUGGUCUCUGGGAUGCAUCGUUCUGGAAAUGUUUGCUGGUAAGCGCCCGUGGUCCAACUUAGAAGUCGUCGCAGCCAUGUUCAAAAUUGGAAAGUCAAAAUCGGCACCACCAAUUCCUGAGGACACUUUACCAUUGAUAUCGCAAAUCGGACGAAAUUUUCUGGACGCAUGCUUCGAGAUAAAUCCAGAGAAAAGGCCAACCGCUAACGAGCUUCUUUCUCAUCCUUUUAGUGAAGUAAAUGAAACAUUCAAUUUCAAAUCUACCAGACUCGCGAAGUUUAUAAAGUCAAAUGAUAAGUUAAACUCUUCAAAAUUAAGGAUAACCUCUCAGGAGAAUAAAACUGAAUAG